Molecule: messenger RNA, 1592 nt
Organism: Harpegnathos saltator (Jerdon's jumping ant)
Lineage: Eukaryota; Metazoa; Arthropoda; Insecta; Hymenoptera; Formicidae
Product: odorant receptor 49a-like
Exons: 5
Coding region: 301-1524 (407 amino acids)
Biological process (GO): detection of chemical stimulus involved in sensory perception of smell; sensory perception of smell
Cellular component (GO): plasma membrane
Molecular function (GO): olfactory receptor activity; odorant binding
Source: RefSeq, a predicted model, not a curated record
UAUGUUUUCUACCACUUUUUAUUAAUUUGUUUCUGAAAGAAGAUUGUACAAUCGUAUAAAAAAUACAGGAAAAUACGAAGCGGCACUAUUGAUUUUACAUAUCGCUGACAGAACGCUUCAUGUGGGUGACAGCAUGUAACUGCAGCAAUUCCUCCCUUACGACAAAAUUGAUUUUUCCACCAUACGUAUGCCAUCGUUUUCCUUCCCCUUGACAGCAUAUGCAGCGGUCAUGCGCGACUUUUUACCGUCAGCGCAGCCGACAAUUUGCAACAGUCGCUGUCGCACCUUCGAAAUAGUAGCAUGACUAAAAUCAUUGCCAUUCCGUGGUCGAAUGUGAAUUACGAGAAGGACAUCGUCGACGCGCUGAUGUGGAGCCGACGGAUACUGCGAGUCCUUGGGAUCUGGCCACUGAUAUUUCCGGAUACUUCAACAAUCGAGAAGAUCCUGGCGACGAUCUCGUUCUCGGUAUGCUGGUCCGCGCUCGGCUUUCUUCUGAUACCCAUGACCAUCUACACUCUCUCGGACCAGACGUUGACUAGCGACAAGAUAAAGAUGCUGGGUCCGCUGGGCUAUGUUGUCGCUUCGGUGCUGAAAUACAUGUUACUGGUAAUUCGUCAUAGAAGCAUUCGACGGUGCAUUCACGUACUGAGCAUCGAUUGGCGCGCAGUCCAGCAAGAGGAUUAUCGAAUGAUCAUGAUAAAGGACUCGGCGAAAGGGCAUGUGUUGUCCAAGUUUUGCAUAGCGUUUAUCUAUUGCGGUGGCUUGUGUUACAAUACUGUGAUACCGUUCCUGUCACCAAGACCGGAUAACGAGCUGAAUACUACCGUCGGCCCGGUUACGUAUCCCGGCUUUGACAUUAUCUUCGACCUGCGAUUCGUUCCGGCUUACGUGUUCGUCUUUUGCGCACAAUUAUUAUCCAGCGUCAUAAUGUUCAACAUUACCACGUCGGUGUGUUGCUUGGCUGCUACGUUCGUGGCUCACGCCUGUGGCCAGAUUGGGAUCGUGAUGGCGAAGGUGAAAGGUUUCGUGAAGAAUGUACAAAGUAACCGUACGAAUUCCAAGCAUCGCAUGGCGAUUAUUGUAAAUCACCACGUGCAAGCGUUGAGAUUUUCAGCAAGUAUCGAGGAUGUGUUAAAUGAACUGUGUAUGGUAGAGAUAGUGGAAUCAACGUUGAUAAUAUGUUUACUGGAAUAUUAUUGUCUCACGGAAUGGCAUAAUAAUGAUGGCUUUGCAGUUAUGACAUAUAUUUUCCUGUUGACGUCAUUCGUUUUUAAUAUUUUCAUGUUUUGUUACAUUGGUGAACUACUGACAGACCAGUGCAACAGAGUGGGGUACACUUCGUAUGAAAUUGAGUGGUAUCAAUUACCGGGAAAAGUUGCAGUCGAUCUCACGUUGAUGAUCAGCAUGUCUCACCAUCCGACCAAAAUUACUGCCGGGAAAUUAAUCAGCCUCUCGUUUACUAGUUUUGGCAACGUCUUAAAAACUUCGGUCGCGUAUUUAAACUUACUGCGAACCGUCGUUUAAUGCACACGAAAAGCUCGAAUUAAUCCUCCCAUGAUUCUAACGAAAAAAAGAAACUAACAUUCGACGUA